This is a messenger RNA of Osmerus eperlanus (European smelt), 1120 nucleotides long. RefSeq lists its product as uncharacterized. The record is from RefSeq and is a predicted model, not a curated record. The coding region runs from base 38 to 1120 and encodes 360 amino acids. Lineage: Eukaryota; Metazoa; Chordata; Actinopteri; Osmeriformes; Osmeridae. Gene Ontology annotation, biological process: response to bacterium. The transcript is spliced from 6 exons.
GACAACUACAUCAAGGGAGAGAAAGUUUCAAGUCGAGAUGAUUGGAAUUAGGACUGUUAUAACAGUUUUUAUGAUUAUAUGUGGGAUCCAACGCAACAAGUCUCAACGACAAACCCAAGUUACAAAGGUUCAACUAGGAGACCCUUUAUCUCUCUACUGUGUUCUGUCUGAAGAGGAAUUUGAUCAAGGAUUCUUUUUAUGGUUUAAGCAAACAAUAGGGGAAAUUCCUCAAGCAGUAGCAAAGAUGCAGAAAUAUCAAAAACUGCCUGAAUACUAUGACAAAUAUAAAAACACACAUCUCAAAGUUGAGAAGUCUGAAAUGGAUAAGAGUUAUCGCCUUUUAUUGAAUGAAACCCGCCAAACAGAUGAAGCUAUUUAUUAUUGUGCAGUCAUCGAAGGCUACGACAUGCAUUUAAAAAAUGGGACCCUUUUGAUUAUUGAAGGUACAAAUCAACACUUAUCAGAUUACCAGACAGUGUUGCAGCAGCCAGAGUCUGAGUCAGUCCAUCCAGGAGACUCUGUGACUCUGCAGUGUUCAGUCCUCUCUGAGUCCUGUACAGGACAACACAGUGUGUUCUGGUUCAGAGCCGGGGCAGGAGAAUCCCAUCCAGGACUCCUUUACACCCAAGGAGACAGGAGUGAAGAGUGUGAGAAGAGACCUGAGACUCCCUCUCCUACACGGAGCUGUGUCUACAGCCUCUCCAAGAACAACCUCAGCCCCUCUGAUUCUGGGACUUACUACUGUGCAGUGGCCACAUGUGGAGAGAUACUGUUUGGCAAUGGAACAAGACUGGAUGUUGAACCAGCAGUGGAUCUCAUAGUUAUCGUCCUGGGGGUGUCUUUAGCUGUGUGUGUUGUGUUGAACAUUAUCCUCAUCUGUACCAGAAAGACACGGACAGUGUGUGAGAAUUGUAAAGUGAGUGUUACCUAUCACGGACAUGACAAGACAACUGCAGAACAGUCAAGUGGCCAGGAAAGUGAAGACUUGAACUAUGCUGCUCUGCAGUUCUCUGAGAUGAAAGGUAAAAGAGGAAGAAGGAAGAGAGAGACCCCACAGGAGAGUGUGUACUCUGAUGUAAGGGGUUCUGACUGGGAGGAAAGUGCUCAACAGAAAAUGUAA